AUGCCCGCAUCUUUAUUCCUUUCGGGACCCUGCAAAAUUUGCGGUCAGAACACUUCUGGCAAACAUUUUGGUGUGCUGAGUUGUCGAGCAUGUGCGGCAUUUUUCAGAAGAGCUGCACUUUGGAGCCCAAAAAAGGCCCAUUGUCCCAGAGGAAAUUGUGCAAGUUUUGAAAAUAAAAAUCUGAAUUGCAAGCAGUGUCGGCUCAAAAAGUGCAUAGAUGUUGGCAUGGAUAUUAGCAAAUUUCAAACAAAUCGAGAUUCUAUAUCUUCCGCAUGCAAAAAACCUGCAAUAAUCACACGUCCUCAAUCACUGGCCACAUUUCUCGGCCGGCCGGAGUUUAUGUUGUGCUGUGAGCCCGAUAAAGCGUCACCGGUCAAGUUGACCAUAGAUGUGACCUAUUUGAUUGAUAUUGCUAGAAAUAUGCUACAGAAAAAACCCACAUUCCCAAACAUGCCCUCCUGCUCCAAUAGCCUGGAAAUCCUCUCCUCCUCACUCGACAAAAUGCGGAGCCUCAAAGCCAAUGAAGGAAUAAAAUUCAUAAAGAAACUUGGCAGAGACGAAUCUCUUUACACUUGGGAGCAAGGUUUCCUCAGAGUUGUCGAAUGGUUUUCCUACUUUCCAGAGUUCAGAGAAUUAGAUGAAAGUGUGAAGCUCGAAAUCGUAAAAACUUCAUGGGUCGCUUGGACUCGUCUGGAUAAAAUUUUUGAAACAGCGGCUAAUCAGAAAAAUGGUGUUUUCGGAGACUCGAUUUUAAUGGUUGGAAACGAGUGUUGUAUGGAUAUGAACGACUAUGAAGUUGACCUAUCUUGGUGCACAAACUAUUCGCUGGAGCAGCUUGCGUACUUCUUUCUAACUCCUGAAGACAUCAAAAACUAUUGUGAAGUACUCCAAUAUAUUAAAGAUCUGGAUCCUAGUGGCAUUGAAGUCAGCUACAUGCUCCUACAGCUUUCCCUAUACCAUGCCGGGAGUAAAGGACAGGGCAAAGUCAUGGAAGUUGCUGAAAUGUUGUUGGAAGCUCAGGCGGAUAAUUUACAUAAGUAUUAUGUUGAGAAAUUGAAAAUGCCGAAUUACUCGUCGCGGUUGUCGCAGUUGAUGAAAAUCAAUCGAUUAUUGGAGGCAGAUUUGAGAUUGCGGAUUGAUAAAAAACGGAUAGCAGAUGUUUUUGAUAUUUUAAAAGUUGAUUUUUCCCACCCUGAGAUGUAUGACACAACUUAAAUGCCACACACAUAACUGUAUUCUUGGAAUUAUCAACUUAGAAUCAACUAGGCAAAUAUUAGAGAUCCAUGAUUUGGACUUUUUUGCAUUGUCUUUUAGCAUAAAAACCAAGAAAUGGGCGGGGCUUAAUUUUAUAGACUUUUCCUAAAACGUUUGCACAAAAAUUAAAAUAUUAAGCCCCGCUCAUAUAUUGGUUAGGACGCACCACAUUUAUUGAGCAUUUUUUUGAAUGAAGUUUUUUUUC
Caenorhabditis elegans is the source of this 1459-nucleotide messenger RNA. It is a transcript of the gene nhr-126, whose product is annotated as Nuclear Hormone Receptor family. Bases 1 to 1215 code for a protein of 404 amino acids. Gene Ontology annotation, biological process: DNA-templated transcription; regulation of DNA-templated transcription. The transcript is spliced from 7 exons. Gene Ontology annotation, molecular function: sequence-specific DNA binding; DNA-binding transcription factor activity; RNA polymerase II cis-regulatory region sequence-specific DNA binding. Gene Ontology annotation, cellular component: nucleus. The record is from RefSeq and is marked reviewed. Lineage: Eukaryota; Metazoa; Nematoda; Chromadorea; Rhabditida; Rhabditidae.